This is a messenger RNA of Drosophila eugracilis, 4048 nucleotides long. It is a transcript of the gene mAChR-A, whose product is annotated as muscarinic acetylcholine receptor DM1. The transcript has 5 exons. Bases 910 to 3357 code for a protein of 815 amino acids. NCBI's taxonomy places the organism in Eukaryota, Metazoa, Arthropoda, Insecta, Diptera, Drosophilidae. Gene Ontology annotation, cellular component: synapse; dendrite; plasma membrane. Gene Ontology annotation, molecular function: G protein-coupled acetylcholine receptor activity; G protein-coupled serotonin receptor activity. Gene Ontology annotation, biological process: chemical synaptic transmission; adenylate cyclase-inhibiting G protein-coupled acetylcholine receptor signaling pathway; G protein-coupled receptor signaling pathway, coupled to cyclic nucleotide second messenger. The record is from RefSeq and is a predicted model, not a curated record.
GCAACGUGCGCUACAGCCUCUCUCUAAUUCCGCUGAAAAUCAGAGCCACUAGCCGAGUGAAAAACAAAGCGCGUGCAAAAAGCUGCCAACUAUUUCAAGGGAAUUUUUACGACAAGCAAUAAUUAAAUACAUAAAUAAUAGCAAAUAAUUAAGAGUUGUGUUGUGUCUACAUAUAUAGCGAAAAUAAUAAUCCCGAUUACAAUGUUAAAUGUGGAAACUUUGGGCACGCAACUGAAACUGAGGCAGCGACGUCGGCGUCGCAGUUCGCAUUGUGUAUAAUAAAAUUGGCGAAAGGCGAAAUGAAUUGAGCAGGGCAGUGGAUCGAAAGGAGGAGAGGCAGGAGGAGCAGCGGGCAGCAAGGAGCGGCAGGAUACGAUACUAGAAAGCAGAAAGCCGAAGAUGUGCGCGCACAAUACAAAAAAUUACAAAGCAUACUUUUGGGAGCGGCAAAUGGCCAAAAUCAACAGAAACAGCAAAAGCAACAGCAACACCAAAGCAGCGACGCCGCCAGUGGCAGAGCCAGCGACGCAGGCAGCAUCACUAAGCCCAACAACAAAAACAAAGCUAGUAACAACAGCAACAAGAACAACAACAACAACAGCGAUGUCACCGUUACAACGGAACGUUCACAAAUAAGCAAUAGGUUAGAGCAAGAGGGCACGAGAGCGCCAGGAGAGAGCGGUGAAAGCAAGAGCAAGAGAGGGCGAGAAGGAGAGAGCCCAAGUAAGGUCAGGGGAAAAAUGGCCAACGCCUUGCGUGGGUGCAGCCAAAAGGAUAAGCAUCAGAUGAGGGACAACUAAACGACGAGCAGUACGCAGAGAGAGCAAGCAAGAGAGAGAGAUUGGGAACGAGAGAGGUAGAGAUUCGUAAUCCUUACAGCUGCAAAGCAGAUAAAAUCACGUAUCCGCCAUGGAGCCGGUGAUGAGUCUGGCAUUGGCCGCCCAUGGACCGCCCAACAUACUAGAGCCGCUGUUUAAAACCGUAACCACGAGCACAACGACCACCACGACCACGACAACCAGCACGACGACGACGACGAGUAGUCCUUCAGGAUACUCACCGGGAUAUCCGGGCACCACCCUUCUGACAGCCUUGCUGGAAAACCUUACAUCUACGGCGGCUAGCGGGCUGUAUGAUCCCUAUUCGGGAAUAUACGGAAACCAGACGAAUGGCACAAUGGGUUUCGAGACGAAGGGACCCCGGUACUCACUGGCCUCCAUGGUGGUCAUGGGCUUCGUGGCGGCGAUUCUGAGCACGGUGACGGUGGCGGGCAAUGUCAUGGUGAUGAUAUCCUUUAAGAUCGACAAGCAGCUGCAGACGAUCAGCAACUACUUCCUGUUCUCACUGGCCAUCGCGGACUUUGCCAUCGGAGCGAUAUCGAUGCCGCUGUUUGCGGUUACCACUAUUUUGGGCUACUGGCCAUUGGGUCCUAUCGUUUGCGACACCUGGCUGGCUCUGGAUUACCUGGCGUCGAAUGCUUCAGUUCUCAACCUGCUGAUCAUCAGCUUCGAUCGCUAUUUCAGUGUCACACGCCCGCUGACAUAUCGGGCCAAGAGGACCACCAACCGGGCUGCCGUGAUGAUCGGCGCCGCCUGGGGGAUCAGCUUGCUCCUUUGGCCUCCCUGGAUUUACAGUUGGCCCUACAUCGAGGGUAAGCGUACGGUGCCCAAGGACGAGUGCUACAUCCAGUUCAUCGAGACCAAUCAGUACAUCACCUUCGGCACUGCACUGGCCGCCUUCUACUUCCCGGUCACCAUCAUGUGCUUCCUGUACUGGCGCAUCUGGCGUGAAACGAAAAAGCGCCAGAAGGACCUGCCCAAUUUGCAGGCGGGCAAGAAGGACUCCAGCAAGCGCUCGAACAGCAGUGACGAGAACACGGUGGUGAACCACGCGUCGGGCGGGCUGCUGGCCUUCGCCCAGAUGGGCGGCAAUGAUCACGACACCUGGCGACGACCGCGCUCCGAGAGUUCGGCGGAUGCGGAGAGUGUCUACAUGACCAAUAUGGUCAUCGACUCCGGAUACCAUGGGAUGCACUCGCGCAAGUCAAGCAUCAAAAGCACGAAUACAAUCAAAAAAUCGUACACCUGCUUCGGCAGCAUCAAGGAGUGGUGCAUCGCGUGGUGGCACUCCGGUCGCGAGGAUUCCGACGAUUUCGCCUACGAGCAGGAGGAGCCUUCUGAUUUAGGGUAUGCAACACCAGUAACAAUUGAAACUCCUUUACAAAGCUCCGUCUCCAGAUGCACCUCGAUGAACGUGAUGCGGGACAACUACUCGAUGGGCGGCAGUGUGAGCGGCGUCCGUCCGCCCAGCAUUCUCCUGUCGGAUGUCUCGCCCACGCCGCUGCCACGACCACCGCUCGCCUCCAUCUCGCAGCUGCAGGAAAUGAGUGCGGUUGCGGCGAAUCCAACUGCGAAUGCCAAUUCCAGCAGCAAUGGCAAUGGCGCCAUCAGCAACAACAACAACAUCAACAGCAACCACAAUGGCAAUGGCACGGUAAAUGGAAAUGGCGGCGGAAACGGAAGUGGAAUCGGCGGAAUGGGAGCAGCCGGAAAUGCGACGCACCGCGACUCACGCACACUGCCCGUGAUCAAUCGCAUUAACUCACGGUCGGUGAGCCAGGAUUCGGUGUACACGAUACUCAUUCGCUUGCCAUCCGAUGGGGCAUCUAGUAAUGCGGCCAAUGGCGGCGGCGGUGGAGCAGGUGCGGGAACAGGCGGUGGAGGUGGAGGCGGAGGAGCAGCUGCCUCAACGACCUUGAGCCUGCAAGGGGACUGUGCGCCCUCCAUCAAGAUGAUACACGAGGAUGGGCCAACGACGACCACAAAUGCAUCAGCACCACCAGUCGCCGCCGCCCGGCGACCCUUGCCGUCGCGAGAUUCCGAGUUCAGCUUGCCACUCGGAAGAAGGAUGUCCCAUGCCCAGCACGAUGCCAGGCUACUCAACGCCAAGGUUAUACCCAAGCAGCUUGGCAAGGGCGCCGGGGCAGUGGGUGGAGGAGUGGGCGGCGCUCAUGCCCUCAUGAAUGCCCGCAAUGCGGCCAAGAAGAAAAAGAAAUCGCAGGAAAAGCGGCAGGAGUCGAAGGCGGCGAAGACGCUGUCGGCCAUCCUGCUAAGCUUCAUCAUCACGUGGACUCCGUACAACAUCCUGGUGCUGAUCAAGCCGCUGACCACCUGCUCCGACUGCAUCCCCACGGAGCUGUGGGACUUCUUCUACGCCCUGUGCUACAUCAACUCCACGAUCAAUCCCAUGUGCUAUGCCCUGUGCAACGCCACCUUCCGGAGGACCUACGUCCGGAUCCUCACCUGCAAGUGGCACACCCGGAACCGCGAGGGCAUGGUGCGCGGCGUCUACAACUAGACAAUUAAUAUUUAAUCACCCAUCAACUGGCCAGAGAGUACCGGUGAACUACUAGUAGUUGCAAUAAGUGUUGUGUGCUACAAUUUUGGCAGGCAGUAAAACCAAAACUAGGCUUAGGAUUACCCAUUGACAAGCAGUACUGAUUUUUUGAUGUCUAGCCCCCGACUAUAUACACGCAUUACCACUCCGCGAGGGUUGCCCUACGAUUAUUUGCCAGAGCUGAGGACUUCCUAGUUAGUUUCCAAUGAGAUAGUAAGGUUUGUUCACUGAGGAUAUGGCUAAAGGGAAAAGUCAGGUUUCAGGAAUUUAUCUUUUCAAAGUUCAGCAUUUUGUUCUUGAUCUCAAAUCACUCAAAAGGUUAGAUAUCCCAUUCGAACUGCUUCCAAAUAUGCCAAAGAUCUCACUUAGGUGUCUUUAGAUUUAAUUCCCGAGGCAACCCUCCCCAGCACCUGGUCAACAAAGAGUUAUCACGAUGAUCAUGAUGAUCCCGGAAAGCGAGAGAUUCCAUUUUGUUAGGCGUUUACGUACAGUUAGGUAGGCACAUGCUCGAUGCUCGAUGCAACAAGAAUUUAAUACAAAUAUAAUGGAUUACGAUUUGCAAUUCAUGCAUACCUAUAUUUAAGGAUAUAUAUUUAUUAUUAUACACAUGGCAAAUGCAAAUGAGUUAGCUUAAGUUGUUGGCGAAAGGCAG